Molecule: messenger RNA, 1965 nt
Organism: Miscanthus lutarioriparius
Lineage: Eukaryota; Viridiplantae; Streptophyta; Magnoliopsida; Poales; Poaceae
Source: the annotation of a GenBank genome assembly
AUGGCGGCUGUGGGGAGCCUGCAGCCGGGGAUGGAGGCUCUACAUGUGCAGGGGGACUACAAGGACGCGCCUCCGGCCAAGGCCGACGUGGUGGCCGCGGUAGAGAGCCUCCAGCCGGCGAUGGAGAGUCUACAUGUGCAGGAUUGCAAGGACCCUGCUCCGGCCAAGGGCGUGGCCGCUGCCGCCGCCGUAGGGAGCUUUCAGCCCGGGGUGGACAACCUGCAGGCGCAGGAUUACAAGGAUGCUAGCAUGUACUAUGGUGCCUACCCGGCUUAUGCCUAUGGAGCCUAUGGUGGCUGGGGGGAGUACUCCACAUACGUGAGCCAUGAUGGAGCACAGUCACCAACUGCUGGUGCCUAUGCUGACAUGCACUAUGGCUACACUCCCUAUGGUGUUGCAACCUUGGGGUCUGAUGGUCAGAUUUAUGGGUCUCAGAAUUAUGAUUACCAGUACCCAUCGACAUACAACAAGCAACAGAAUUCGACUGCCAAGCUGUCGUCCAAUGGUAAAAGUGAGAAAUUGGCUGCAGCGCCGCAAGGGGAUGUCUCCACUGUUGGUGUCGAUGAGGUGAAAGGUCUGAAAAAUUCAAACUCAACCCAGAAGGCAGACCGGAAUCCGCCAAGUUCCAAUGGUUCGUAUGGCCGGUCUAGUGUGCAUUCUGGUAGCUAUCAGAACCAGACUAGUUGGUCACACUAUCCAUAUUACAGCAGUGAGAUGUUCUCCGACAAGCAGCAAAAGUUCACCAGCAACUGCAAUUCGACUGCUUCCAAUGCUAAAACCAAGGGGCAGUUGAGGAAUCAAAACACGAGGCAGUAUCCUCAUCUCAUGGGUCUGCAAACACCAACCUCCCCAUCAGUUUACUCAGCUAAUGGAAUAUAUGGGUAUGAUGGGAGCUAUGGAGCUGGCCUGUGGUAUGGAUCACACAUGUAUAGUUCUGGGUUAUAUGGUGGGUGGAAUUCACUGUAUGAUGGAAAGUACAGAACCAGAGGAAGAGGUAAUAAUGGGUAUUAUGUUUAUGGAAAUGGAAGCCUAGAUGGCUUCAAUGAGCUGAAAAGAGGACCAAGAAGUGGUAUGUACAAAAACCAGCUGGGGCUUGGAGCUACUACUGAAGUACCAGCAAAAGAGCAGGACACUUUGUCUGCUAAUGGUUCACAUCCUGCCAUGAACAACAACAAAGCUUUUAAGUCCCAAUAUAAUCAGGCUGACUUUGCAGAAACAUACUCAGACGCUAAAUUCUUCAUUAUUAAAUCAUAUAGUGAAGAUGACGUUCACAAGAGUGUUAAGUACAAUGUGUGGGCUAGCACUCCCAAUGGCAAUAAGAAACUUGAUGCUGCCUACCAAGAGGCUAAAGAGAAAUCAAGCGAAACUCCUGUUUUCCUUCUAUUCUCUGUGAAUGCAAGUGGCCAGUUUGUUGGCCUUGCUGAGAUGGUUGGUCGUGUUGAUUUUAACAAAACAGUAGAGCAUUGGCAACAGGACAAGUGGACUGGUUGUUUCCCUGUCAAGUGGCACAUUGUGAAGGAUGUUCCAAACAGCUUGCUGAAGCACAUCAUUCUCGAGAACAAUGAAAACAAGCCAGUCACAAACAGCAGAGAUACACAUGAGGUGAAGCUUGAGCAAGGCUUUCAAGUGCUCAAGAUUUUCAAGGAUCAUGUCUGCAAGACAUCCAUACUGGAUGACUUUGGCUUUUACGAUAAUCGUGAGAAGUUGAUGCAAGAGAGGAAAGCAAAGCAGCAGCAGUCACUGAAAAAGGUCAUCGAUGUGAAGCUGCCUAAUGCCACUGGCACAGAGAAAAGUCUCAAAGGAGAGACUGGAUCAAUGGAACUCACUGAGGCUGAGGCUGACGUCUUGAACAAAGAGCUUUCAUUAGACAAAGCAGGAGAGAAAAAUGGCGAGAAAGGAAACGAUGUCACCCCACAGGACCUGAAAUCACCAACUGACAAGUUGGCUGGUCCAAAUGGUUAUUAA